Messenger RNA from Rhododendron vialii, 1165 nucleotides. RefSeq names its product transcription factor MYB1-like. The record is from RefSeq and is a predicted model, not a curated record. NCBI's taxonomy places the organism in Eukaryota, Viridiplantae, Streptophyta, Magnoliopsida, Ericales, Ericaceae. Bases 75 to 929 code for a protein of 284 amino acids. The transcript has 2 exons.
AGAGAGAGAGAGAGAGAGAGAGAGAUAUGAGCUAAGUUUAAACACUUCUUAGAGAGAGAGAGAGAGAGAGAGAGAUGGGUAGAAGGCCUUGUUGUGCAAAGGAAGGAUUGAACAGAGGGGCAUGGACUGCAAUUGAAGACGAAAUUCUAACAGAUUACAUCAAACUCCAUGGUGAAGGAAAAUGGAGAAACCUUCCCAGUAGUGCAGGGCUCAACAGAUGUGGGAAGAGUUGUCGGCUUCGUUGGCUGAAUUACCUUAGACCUGAUAUUAAGAGAGGAAACAUCACACGUGAUGAAGAGGACCUCAUCGUUAGACUCCACAACCUCCUUGGAAACAGAUGGUCUUUGAUAGCUGGACGGCUUCCGGGUCGGACCGACAAUGAAAUUAAAAAUUAUUGGAACACCAACAUUUGCAAAAAAGUGCAAGGCCACCGCAGCAGUACUGCCACGAACCACAAGCCCCGUAAUCAAGCCAGAGGUAAAAAAUCGAGUUCCAGAAUUGAUGAGCCAAAGCCAAAUACAGGAUCAUCUGUAGUCCGGACCAAGGCAUCGAGGUGCACCAAGCUUUUGAUCAGCCCAGAGGCGCAGAAUCUGCGGGACUCCUUUUGCGAUCGGGUGGUGGGUCCGGGGCUUGUCGAUGACGUGUCGCCAUUUGCGCCCAUGGAAGAUAAUUCGCUCGAUUUCGUGAUGGAUUUCAAUCAGGUGGACGAGAAGUUCCUAUCUGAUUUCCUUCACGAUGAUUUCGCACCGUUGUGCGAUAUCGAUCAGAACGGGCUUGAAACAGGGGAUACUAGCACUAACACAAGCUCUUCAUCUCCAAGUUCUGAUCAGACCUUCUUGUUCUCCGGUGAAAUCAUGUUAUGUGACUUGGAUCUUCACUCAGUGGCACCUCUUCCGGAUACGGGCAUAGAUUGUCUGGAAGAUCAGUAACACCAGGUCCAAGGGAGGGUAAUGUUCAUCUUCUCUAAAAGAUGGUAAAAAAAUUUAUUCUCGUUAGACUCGCUUGGGAUGUUUCAAAAAUAAUUAUUAUGUUGUAACGUUUGAUUAUGGCUAAGUCGAUUGCCGUCAGACUCUGUAAUGUUAAUAUUUUUUUUUUUUGGAUCAAGCGGAAAUUUGUAAUAUUAAUAUUAGAGGUGUAGUCAAUGUGCCAAAAUCUUCAUUUGUUA